Messenger RNA from Calliphora vicina (urban bluebottle blowfly), 580 nucleotides. Its product is annotated as small ribosomal subunit protein mS37. Gene Ontology annotation, cellular component: mitochondrion; nucleoplasm; mitochondrial ribosome. Bases 97 to 465 code for a protein of 122 amino acids. The transcript has 2 exons. The record is from RefSeq and is a predicted model, not a curated record. Gene Ontology annotation, biological process: mitochondrial translation. Lineage: Eukaryota; Metazoa; Arthropoda; Insecta; Diptera; Calliphoridae. Gene Ontology annotation, molecular function: RNA binding.
AAACAGCUGAUUGGAAUAAACUUUCAUAACGUUUUCGGAAAACGCUGAAAAAUAUUAAAAAUAUUUGGUUAAUUAGAUAUUUUUAAAAAAAUAAGCAUGCGUGUACCGUCUUGUGUUUUUGCUGCCAAACAUAGAGCCCGUGCGCCACAAAAUGAGGCUGCUGUUCCCUUUCAGGAAAUCUUACCUUUGCGUUUAAAAAAUGCUGUCAGUGGAAAAGCCGACUCUGGUUCUGAUGUAGCUUGUCUGCAGGAAAUGACAGUUUUGUUUGCCUGUCUUAAGGAGAAUGACUUUGUUGAGAAAUUCUGCUCCAAAGAAAUAUCACAAUUCCAGAGGUGUUACAAGGUCUAUAUGGACCGCAAGGCGCUAGCUAAAGAAACUAUUAAUCAAGGUAUAGUAACACCCGGUAAUAAAUUGAAUUAUAAACAAUUAAACAAAUACAUGAGACGGUUUCCCAAUCCCGAAUAAACUGAGAACAACACAUCGUACAAUGAUUUCCAAGAAGUCAUUUAAAGUUCACCGAUAAAGAAAAUUGUUAUGUUGUCACUGUAGUCUAAUAAAACAAAUUUGUAAAUUAAAACAA